UUUUAUUGUAUUUUGAAUCCUUUAGUAAUUGAUUUGAAUGAGUUAAAUACUGAAGUACAUGUCUCUGUUGUCUUAUCAAGCAUCAACUUUACUACAUAGUGAAAAGUUGCAACAAGCACAAUAUGUUUCCAUUCAGAAGCAUAGGCGUAAGAACAGGACAUCAAUAGGAAGGAGCUCGAUCUACAAGAUUGGGCCACCGUCAUGGAUAAAGAAACAGAUCAACACCAACACAACAUCUUGUUUUGGCAACAGCUUUCUGUGAUGCUAUUGGGCUCUGGGAACCUUGCACGAUAAUGCUCAGAACCUCAACUGAAGGUAAUGGAUCUUGGGUUGUGCGUGGUCUCCCAUGCAAAGGAAGGAGCUACCUGCUUGUGCAGGGUUGGAGGUUGUUCUGCCAGGAGAACCGUCUCAAGGAAGGAGACAUCUGCACCUUCAAUGUCAUCGAAACCACAAUGUGGGAUGUCAUCAUCACACGUCAUAAGGAAAAGAUGAAUCAGUUCUGCGAUGUCCAGCAGGGAACCCCUAAGAGCAAGAAAUACAUGUCAAGUACCGAUGCAAAAAAGAGAGUACAAGGCUCCAUGACAUAUUUGAACAAGGCUAGGACAAAAGGUGCCUUUGAGAUUGGGCCACCGGCUUGGAUAAAGGAGAUCAACACCAGCAUAAUUGAAAAUCAGCAGCUUAAUUUGUCACUGCCCUUUUGCGAGGCGAUUGGACUUCAACAACACUGCACGAUCACGCUCAAAACUUCGACCAGGAGCACCAAGUAAUGGAAAGUGUGUCUAAAUCCAUACCAGCAUUGCUGCAAGCUCGUUGGAGGCUUGAAGAGAUUCUUCCUUGAGAAUGGGAUCAAGUUGGGUCAUGUCUGCACCAUGCAAAUCAUAGAAAUCACCCUGUGGAAUGUCAUCAUCGAUCGUCGAGAAGCUGGGACCAGGUAGUACAUCAGCCCACCUGUGUGAUGGUGUCAAAUAAACAGUGCUGGAUGCUACUGUUUAUUUCAUGGAAUGUACAAAUUUAUCUGUAAAUUGGCCAGUUUGGGGGAGCUUUUAUUUUGGGGCUUGUUGGAGUAGCUGACACUGCUAGCUCUCCCCCAAACAGGACCGCAGUGCCAAGCCAAGGUGCGGCAUGCAUUACAGGAUUCAUCAUUGCCUGGUAAACUGAAUCUUUU
Molecule: messenger RNA, 1165 nt
Organism: Setaria italica (foxtail millet)
Lineage: Eukaryota; Viridiplantae; Streptophyta; Magnoliopsida; Poales; Poaceae
Exons: 4
Coding region: 294-767 (157 amino acids)
Molecular function (GO): DNA binding
Source: RefSeq, a predicted model, not a curated record